This is a messenger RNA of Ascochyta rabiei, 1503 nucleotides long. RefSeq lists its product as uncharacterized. Gene Ontology annotation, molecular function: iron ion binding; heme binding; monooxygenase activity. The coding region runs from base 1 to 1503 and encodes 500 amino acids. The record is from RefSeq and is a predicted model, not a curated record. The transcript has 3 exons. Lineage: Eukaryota; Fungi; Ascomycota; Dothideomycetes; Pleosporales; Didymellaceae.
AUGGACACUCCAUCAUUGAGUGCUAGCGUCGUUGGUGUCUGGCCAUACGCUCUACUACCACUUCUGUCCAUCAUCAUCUAUGCUUUCUAUAACGCGUGGCUACACCCACUGCGUCACUACCCUGGACCACUACUCUGGCGAUCUUUCCGUAUUCCAUAUGUGGUUUCAACCCACAAAGGACAACUUCACAAGCAACUAAAGGAAUUCCACACUAUCUAUGGGCCAAUCGUUCGAAUUGCUCCGGAUGAGCUCUCCUACGCUGAUGGCAGAGCAUGGAAGGAUAUAUACACAAACCGGACUGGCCAUCAGCCAUUUCCACGAAACCAGACCUGGUUCAAGAAGCAAACUCCAGACGAGCCUCACUCUAUCCUGGGCUUCGACGAGGCUUCCCACGCAAGAUACAGACGCGCAUUUGCGAAUGCCUUCUCGGAUAAACAUCUCAGAGACCUAGCGCCGAUUGUGGAAGGCUAUGUCGAUCUACUCCUUUCAAGACUACAAGCAUCCACAACAGACUCAGUAGAUUUGGAUCAUCUGAUCGAGUGUAUAGCUUUUGACAUUGGCAGCGAUCUCUCUUUCGGUCAGUCCUUCGACUCACUCCGGAGCGGGAAAGUGCACCCCUGGGUGGAAGUCGCCAACGGCUUCGGAAAAGGUCUUGCUCUUGUUGCCUCAAUCAAUCGGUAUCCACCCAUAGAGCGUCUAUUACGGUACAUCAUCCCCAAGAAGAUCAUGCAGAAGAUGCAAAACCACGCCAUGAUGAGCAGUGCUAUGGCACAGAAACGCCUCGCCAUGAAUACGGACCGACCAGACUUUGUAACUCCAACCAAGAAAUACGUCGAGGCGAAAGGAGGUAUAGAAGGCAAAGAGUGGGACAUCAACCUCAUGAUCUUUGUCUUUGCCUCUAGUGAGACGAUAGCCUCUGCGCUUACUGCCAUCUUCCGCGAGCUCGUCCAACAUCCAGGCACCCUCCACCGUCUCACUUACGAACUACGCUCUACUUUCCAGAGCGAGGCGGACCUCACAAUCGCGUCGACUGCUCAUCUCUCUUAUUUGAACGCAGUCAUCAACGAAGGGUUGCGUCUCGAUCCGCCUGUCGUAAACGCACCACCUCGCGUUGUGCCACCCGGUGGUGACACGGUUUGCGGACGAUAUGUACCUGCUGGAACGUACGUAGCGUACAACCAAUUCGCCGCAAACCGACAGAAGUACAACUUCCAUCUCCCCAAUACCUUCCUACCAGAGCGCUUCCUUCUGGGCAAGUCUUCCCGUCACAACGACAAAGACGACAUGGCAUCUUUCCAGCCCUUCAGCAUCGGUCGGCAUCAGUGCAUUGGCAUGAAACUUGCUUACGCCGAGAUGCGUAUCAUUGUUGCCAAGGUUUUGUGGGGAUUCGACAUGCAGUUGGCCAAUCAACAAGACAGAUUUGAUUGGGGCGAGCAAGCGACGUAUAUUUUCUGGGACAAGAGACCGCUGAAGGUGUGCAUGACUCGUGCAAAGAUGGAGUGA